This is a messenger RNA of Malaclemys terrapin pileata, 1749 nucleotides long. Its product is annotated as G-protein coupled receptor 12-like. The transcript has a single exon. Gene Ontology annotation, cellular component: membrane. Gene Ontology annotation, molecular function: G protein-coupled receptor activity. Gene Ontology annotation, biological process: G protein-coupled receptor signaling pathway. The record is from RefSeq and is a predicted model, not a curated record. The coding region runs from base 636 to 1721 and encodes 361 amino acids. Lineage: Eukaryota; Metazoa; Chordata; Testudines; Emydidae.
CCAAGGGACGAGCUGAUAUAGCCAUUGCUCUGUUUAACCCACAAAUUGCUUGUGCCCAAGGGUUAGUGUUGGAACCGUUCUCCCCCGGCUCUGCAGCUACAGCUCUCUAUACGUGUAACAGGCUCUGCAACCGUCUCCCUUUUCAUGGGAACGAAUGCAAAGAGCAUUGUGACGGGGGAAUGAUCGACACUCGGUUCUGCUCACCUUCAGCUUUUUAGAAGGAACCCGGGAUCGGACGAAUCUCCAGCUGUUCCUUCAGGGGAAAGGAAGGGGAAUAGCCAAGAUGGGGAGGGAAAUAAUUUUAUUCAAAGAUCGAGCCUGAUUUUUUUUAAAAAAAGAUCAAAUGUGCUGGUUUGGGGGGGUUUCCUGCGGCGGCGUUCGCGCUCAGCUGCCGGAGGCAGGUGGGGUGUGUGGCACCGGGGACUGGCCCAGGCUGGGUAUUGGUGGUUUAAUCCUGGCGGUGUCAGAUCAGUCCCCAGUGCAAUUGGCAUUGGGGAUACUGGGGCCCAGGCUGGGACAGCGGGUCUGGUGGUGUCGUUUGCGGCCCCGCGCUCGGGGGUGGAGAAUCCAGGCUCUUUCGAUGCUGCUUUCACCCUUGUCUCCUGUCUUGUGUCCCCUGUGCCUCCUCUCCAGCGAUGCUCCACAACCCCGCAGCAGCUGCGGCCGCCAUGGAGGAGCAGCUGCGGCAGCAGCAGCUCCGGGUCCUCCUCAACGCCUCCUCCAGGCCCUUCCCCAGCAGCAGCCGCAGCAGCAUCUGGCCGUCCAACUCCUCUGCCUCGGAGCCGGUCACGGCGGCGGCGGCGGGAGGCGGCGAGGCGGCGGCAGGCGGAGGCGGAGCGGUCAGCCCCUGGGACAUCGCCCUGUGCGCCACGGGCACGGCGGUGGCCUGCGAGAACGCGCUGGUGCUGGCCGUGCUCUUCUACACGCCCAGCCUGCGCGCCCCCAUGUUCCUGCUCAUCGGCAGCCUGGCGCUGGCCGACCUGCUGGCCGGCUUGGGGCUCGUCGUCAACUUCACCGUGCAGUACCUGCUGCAGCCGCCCAACGCGGCCGUGGCGCUCAGCGCGGCCGGGCUGCUGCUGACCGCCUUCUCCGCCUCGGUCUGCAGCCUGCUGGCCAUCACCAUCGACCGCUACCUGUCGCUGUACAACGCGCUCACCUACCACACGGAGCGCACGCUGAGCUUCACCUGCGCCCUGCUGCUGCUCAUGUGGCUGCUGUGCCUCGGCGUGGGGCUGCUGCCGCUGCUGGGCUGGAACUGCCUGCGGGACCAGGCCGCCUGCAGCGUGCUGCGGCCGGUGACCAAGGACAACGCGGCGGUGCUGGCGGUCACGUUCCUGCUGCUCUUCGCCCUCAUGCUGCAGCUCUACCUGCAGAUCUGCAGGAUCGCCUUCCGGCACGCCCAGCAGAUCGCCGUGCAGCACCAGUUCAUCGCCACGGCGCAGGCCACCUCCACCCGCAAGGGGCUCUCCACCCUCUCCUUCAUCCUGGGCACCUUCGCCCUCUGCUGGAUCCCCUUCGCCAUCUACUCGCUGGUGGCGGAUUCCAGCUACCCCGCCGUCUACACCUACUCCCUGGCCCUGCCCGCCACUUGUAACUCACUCAUCAACCCGGUCAUUUAUGCCUUCAGGAACCCGGACAUCCAGAAGUCCCUGUGGCUGGCCUGCUGCGGGUGCAUCCCUUCCACCUUCUCCUCCAGACCCAGGACAUCCAGUGAUGUAUAAGGGGGGGUUGGCCGCCCGGAUUGUCAAA